UCUUAUUGUACUGGUUACUUCAGAGUUAUUUUACGUUCAAUCUUACUGAAUGGAAAACGCAAAUCACAUACUUCUCGGCUAUAGCGCGUUUCACGUUACUGCUAGUAGAAUGCAAAUUGCAAAGUGAAACAAGAAAUUUAAGGAAGAAAGCUGCAGUGAAAUAAUUAAAAGGGGUUAGCUAGUGUGUGCCGACUAAAUGCUUGAAAAUUACUCUUAUGAAAGCAGCAAGGUUUUGUGGCUUGAUUUAACAGGAAAAAGAUUUGCUUUGCCCAAUAGGAAGAGUUAGCAAGACUAAAGGGAAGUAAAAGUGGUCUUCGGAUCCGAGUAAAGUGGUGGGAUUAUCUGCGUGCAACAUAAGGACUGAUUCUGCUGUGUAAAAUGCAACCAAGAAGGAGGGAAGAAAUUGAAGGAUGAAACACAAAGGGGAAGAGAAAGAGAAGUGGAAUGAUGAUAAACAGUGGACGUACAGUACUACAAAGAUACUUGCAGCAGCUGAUCCCUAUGGCAGCCAGGGGACUGUUGCACAUGAAAAACUCACUUCUUUACAAUAUGAAUUGCAUCUGGCUGAUUAGAUUUUCAACAGAGAUUGUGCUCAGACCUGUGUCUUCUAGGCACUUCUGUCUGAAGACAGACAGUGCUGUUGCAAAGUCAUGCCAGGAGAAUGGCAUUCUAGUAAACAAUCUGGCAUGCAUGGGAGUGGAUGUCAAAAUGGCAAGAAGGCGACAACCUGGAGUUCUGAAGAAGCUGAUCACAAAUGAAGAGGGCCUCAAAAGGUUUCUGCAAAGCAAAGGGGCUACUAAUGAAGUCAUUGCCAGCAUCAUCUCACGUUAUCCACGAGCCAUCACACGUUCCUAUGAGUCUCUUGAAAAACGCUGGGAACUUUGGAGAAGUAUUUUGAUGACUGAUUUGGAAAUUGUAAAUAUUCUGGGACGUUCUCCUGAGUCUUUCUUUCGUUCCAGUAAUAACAUCAAUAUGGAGAAAAAUAUUACAUUUUUCUGUUCUCUUGGGCUAACCUCUAAACACCUUUGCAAUAUGUUGACUAGAGCACCUCGGGCAUUUUCUAACAGAGUGGAGCUGAAUAAACAGAUGACUGACCUCCUGCAUGAGAUCUGUUUGUCUUUAGGUGGUGAAAACCCAAAUGAUUUUGUGAAGCACAUCAUUUCUAAAAAUGUCUUCAUCCUCCUGCGGAGCAGCAAGCAAGUGAGCGCAAACUUUGAGUUCCUGCAAUCUUUCCAUCUGAGCAAUGAGGAAUUACUAGCUCUGCUACAUGGCUGUGGAGCUGACAUUUUGGACUUAUCUAAUGAAUAUAUCAAAAAAAACUUUACAAAUGCUAAAGAGAAGCUGUUAUCUCUUGGGUGCACUGAAAGAGAGGUGGAUAGAUUUUUCAUUAGCUAUCCACGAGUGCUCUUUCUUUCAUCCAAGAACCUCAGUGAUAAAAUAGAUUGCCUCUUGCAAGCAAAGAUUGACAUUAAACAAAUAGUUGAAAUGUCUCGUGUUCUGGAUGUAAGUAUCGGUACUGUAAGAAGCAGAGUCAAGGAACUGGAAAAAACUAAUUAUGACUUCAAAACCUAUGGAAUUGGCAUCCUUACUUUAAGUAAAAGGAGAUUUGAAGCUAAAUUGGAAAAAUUACAUAGUGCAUAGUGAUUAAUCAAGAGGACAGAAUCCAUUCUGUGAAAAUACAGGGUCAGAUUCUGAAAUUAAAAAACUUGAAAAAGGGUCCUGUUUUGUUAUUUUGAAACUUAUUUCAGAAUAAUUUGUGGUUACUUAGCACUGCUUAUUUAGGAUAAGUAAAUUCUCAGCUAUCACUAGCGGGGCGCUAUAGAGUGACCAGGAGAACCGUUUGGUGUCUUGCUUACCAGCUGUGAUGGUAGUGGAUCACAGAUAUUGAAAAGAGUGAGACUGUUUAGAGUGUACAUCAGUUGGAGGAGAGAAU
This is a messenger RNA of Mauremys reevesii (Reeves's turtle), 1933 nucleotides long. RefSeq names its product mitochondrial transcription termination factor 1 (gene MTERF1). Lineage: Eukaryota; Metazoa; Chordata; Testudines; Geoemydidae. Gene Ontology annotation, molecular function: double-stranded DNA binding. The coding region runs from base 445 to 1641 and encodes 398 amino acids. The transcript is spliced from 3 exons. The record is from RefSeq and is a predicted model, not a curated record. Gene Ontology annotation, biological process: termination of mitochondrial transcription; regulation of DNA-templated transcription. Gene Ontology annotation, cellular component: mitochondrial matrix.